AUCAAUACUGGUCAUAUUUAUUUUCUCCAUUUACGUUAUCUUCAACUCUUAUUAUCCACAGUGACAAAGAAGGGCCGAAAACGAAACACGCACAUCCACAAAACUGAAGACUCCUCUUCCCUAACUCCUCCCAAUCCCCCAGCUAAUCUUACACUGACAAAACGAAGAAGACGAAGCAGAACAAUUGACCAAGAAAUCAGGGAGGAGGAGCAGAGAGAAAGAGAAACGAAGCGCUCAGAACUCAACAUGUCUUCUCCUUGCCGCGUCUUCAAGACUGGAAAUCAUGCCGUCAAGCUCAUCACCGUCCUUCAGAACGACUUCCGGAGCUCAGCCGAGAAACCUCCACCCAAGCCCUUACUUGUCUCAACCCCCUGCGAGGAAGACGAGUUCCCUGUUUUGAUCUUCCUCCAUGGUUUCGUUCUCUAUAAUUCCUUCUACUCCCAGCUCCUUCAGCACAUCUCUUCCCAUGGCUUUAUUGUGGUCGCCCCUCAGCUCUACACCAUUGCUGGACCUGAUUGCUCCGAAGAGAUUUCUGAUGCUGCAAAAACAACAGAUUGGCUAAUUAAAGGACUGGCUCACGUCCUCCCCAAUAAUGUUCGACCAAAUUUCAGCAAAGUAGCCAUUGCAGGCCAUAGCCGCGGAGGCAAGGUUGCUUUUGCUCUAGCCCUAGGCUAUGCCAAGCCCUCGCUCACCUUCUCCGCUCUAAUGGCGGUCGAUCCGGUCGACGGGAUGGAUAAAGGAAAACAAACCAAUCCUCCCAUCCUCACCUACAUUCCUCACUCUUUCGAGCUAAAAAUGGCGGCUUUGGUGAUCGGUUCAGGCCUCGGCGGGCUAAAAAAAAAUCUCUUCUUUCCUCCGUGCGCUCCCGAGGGAGUGAGCCACCAGAGUUUCUUUGAUGAAUGCAAAGCUCCUGCUUGCCAUCUUGUGGCUAAGGAUUAUGGUCAUUUGGAUGUUUUGGAUGAUGAGACCAAAGGGAUUAGGGGAAAAGCUACUUAUUGCUUGUGUGCAAAGGGGAAGGCAAGGGAGCCUAUGAGGAAUUUUGUGGGUGGAGUUAUGGUGGCGUUUAUGAGAGCUUAUUUGGAUGGCAACAUGGAGGAUUUGUGGACUCUAAGAGACGAUCCAGAACAUGCCAUACCUAUUGUGGUAUCAAUAGCAUGUUUUAAGGAAUGAAAAUUUGCAAGAGGUGCAUCAAAAUAUAAAUACAAUGGAUGGUAUGGUUGUUGUUAUAAAUAUUUGAGGUUGGAUUUUAAGUUACACAUGAAGGUUUUGGUUUUAUGUGCUGGAAAUUAUAAGAUGCAUGGCUUUGGUUAUUAUGAAAAUUAUUAAGGCAUUGAAGUCACCAUAGCCAUGUGAAUGUAUAUUAUGUGUAUUAUAAAAGGU
Messenger RNA from Phalaenopsis equestris, 1380 nucleotides. RefSeq names its product chlorophyllase-2, chloroplastic. Lineage: Eukaryota; Viridiplantae; Streptophyta; Magnoliopsida; Asparagales; Orchidaceae. The transcript has 2 exons. Gene Ontology annotation, molecular function: chlorophyllase activity. The coding region runs from base 247 to 1170 and encodes 307 amino acids. The record is from RefSeq and is a predicted model, not a curated record. Gene Ontology annotation, biological process: chlorophyll catabolic process.